AUGGCUGGUUACUACCAAGUUCCAGUAGGGUACAGGUUCAUGCCUCGAGACGACGAACUACUUCUUGACUACCUUCGUCCCAAACUUGACGGACAGGACUAUCCCAAAGGCAUUGUUCAUGACUGUGAUCUCUACGGUCUUGAAGAACCAUCGGACAUAUGGAGACGUCUUAACCGUGCAUCACAUGAGGGUCAUGAAUGUACAGAUGAUAAAGAUAUCUACGUCUUCACCACACUCAACUUGAAGGCUCCCAAUGGCUCGCGUUUUUGCCGAACAGUUGGCACCACCGGCGGCACUUGGAAAGGCGAAGACGCCGGCAAGAAAAUCUACGCCUCUGGGAUUAAGCAUGCUAUUGGCUUCAGAAAAAGAUUUACGUACAGGAUCAAAGGAUCCCCACAGAAUGACCAUUGGAUUAUGCAUGAGUUCCAUCUUGAUCCAUCUUUACUACGAAACAAACAUCAUCAAGAGAAGAAUAUUGUUCUUUGUAUUCUUAGAAGAAAGGAUGAUAUAUCAAAGAAAAGGAAGCUGGAGGAACGAGAUAACUAUGAAGAAAAUGCAGCUAAUCACUUUCAACCUCAGGCGCUUAAUGCUAUAAAUGUUGGAGAUUACAAUAAUGCCCCUAUCUAUAUGGAGCAAAUCGCAUUUGAUCACUCUCAACCUCUGACACUUACUGCUACAACAAUUGGAGAUUACAAUAAUGACCCUAGGUAUCCAGAAGAGAACGCAGCUAAUCACUUUCAACCUCAGGAGUUUGAAGCUGCAACUACCGGAGAUUAUAGUAAUGCACAUUGGUAUACAGAACAUAACGCAGCUGAUCACUUUGAACCUCAUGAUGAGGCGCAUAAUGCUACAAAUGAAGCUUUAACUACUGCCCUUAAGCGUAUGGAGGAGAUCCUUAUGAGUGGUUUUCGAGGAUGA
Messenger RNA from Pyrus x bretschneideri (Chinese white pear), 918 nucleotides. RefSeq names its product NAC domain-containing protein 41-like. The record is from RefSeq and is a predicted model, not a curated record. The transcript is spliced from 2 exons. Gene Ontology annotation, molecular function: DNA binding. Gene Ontology annotation, biological process: regulation of DNA-templated transcription. The coding region runs from base 1 to 918 and encodes 305 amino acids. Lineage: Eukaryota; Viridiplantae; Streptophyta; Magnoliopsida; Rosales; Rosaceae.